This is a messenger RNA of Rangifer tarandus platyrhynchus (Svalbard reindeer), 402 nucleotides long. NCBI's taxonomy places the organism in Eukaryota, Metazoa, Chordata, Mammalia, Artiodactyla, Cervidae. The record is from the annotation of a GenBank genome assembly.
AUGCUGCAUAACAGACCUCACUCGGGGCAGGAGGGGUCCCCGGGGCUCCUCCCCGCCACUCGGCGGGGCCCCAUGGGGCCAGGUGCUGAGGGGAACCCUCUGCCCCCACCCACCACUUGCUUCCCUCUCCCCCCCUGGGGGACCCCAGGUUGGGCGCUGGCCCAUUCACAAAUACCUCGUCGGAGAGGGGGGAUGGGGUUUCGCUGUUUCUUGACCGGGAACUGGAGGCAGACUCACGUCCCGCUAGGCGCCCUUCCCAGGAAGGGGGCGCGCGAUCGCACUCCUGUGCUGGCCACCGCCGCUGUCAGGCACCACACUGCCCUCACCUCCCUCCAGAGUCUGGAUAAUUCAGGUCAGAGCUGCGGGUGCAGAGCCCUCCAGUGUCAUAAAGCUGGUCACUGA